Messenger RNA from Epinephelus moara (kelp grouper), 4288 nucleotides. Its product is annotated as neuronal acetylcholine receptor subunit alpha-7-like. The record is from RefSeq and is a predicted model, not a curated record. Gene Ontology annotation, molecular function: transmembrane signaling receptor activity; acetylcholine-gated monoatomic cation-selective channel activity. Gene Ontology annotation, biological process: monoatomic ion transmembrane transport; nervous system process; regulation of membrane potential. The transcript is spliced from 10 exons. NCBI's taxonomy places the organism in Eukaryota, Metazoa, Chordata, Actinopteri, Perciformes, Serranidae. Gene Ontology annotation, cellular component: neuron projection; synapse; postsynaptic membrane. The coding region runs from base 240 to 1859 and encodes 539 amino acids.
AGACAUUAACGUAACGUGUUACCGUCAAUAUUAAAGUAAAAAAGCUUAUAAAAGAGAAUUAAACCAAAUUAUUUCGAGUUUAAAUUAUUUAAAUGUCACGCCAGGCUGUAAGGAGGAAACUACAAACAAGCACGCGAGCCUCAUGUUCACACCACCGUCAAGCCGGAGCUGAUUCCCCGUCUAGCCGACACUGAGAGCCCGCUGCCCGGGGCCGGCGGAGUGCACACAGCGGUGCCAGGAUGAAGUUUUGGGGACCAUGUUCGGUUGGAUUUUAUAUUUGUGCGGCCAUGCUUUUCAAAGGAUCCCUGCAGGGAGAACACCAGAGGAGGCUGUACAAGGAGCUGCUCGCUAACUACAACCGGCUGGAGAGACCUGUGGUCAAUGACUCAGCAGCCAUCUUGGUGGAGCUUGGCCUCACACUGCUGCAGAUCAUAGACGUGGAUGAGAAGAACCAAGUACUGAUGACCAACGCCUGGCUGCAGCUGUACUGGACGGACAUCUACCUGAGUUGGAAUCCAGAAAAUUACCCUGGUGUCCAGAACCUGCGAUUCCCUUCAGACCAGAUCUGGACCCCUGACAUCCUCCUUUACAACAGUGCGGACGAGCGGUUUGAUGCCACCUUCCACACCAAUGUGCUGGUGAAUGCGUCAGGUUAUUGCCAGUACAUCCCCCCUGGCAUCUUGAAGAGCACCUGCUACAUUGACGUGCGCUGGUUUCCCUUCGACGUGCAAAAAUGCGACCUGAAGUUUGGCUCCUGGACGCACAAUGGCUGGCUGCUGGACCUCCAGAUGUUGGAUGUGGACACAUCUACUUACAUACCCAAUGGAGAGUGGGAUCUUGUGGGUGUGCCAGCCAAGCGCAAUGAGCUGUACUAUGAGUGCUGUAAGGAGCCCUACCCUGAUGUGACAUUCACAGUCACCAUGCGCCGCAGGACGCUAUACUACGGCCUCAAUUUGCUCAUCCCAUGUGUACUGAUCUCUGGCUUGGCCCUGCUCGUCUUCCUUCUACCUGCAGACUCUGGGGAAAAGAUUUCUCUGGGCAUCACCGUGCUGCUUUCGCUAACUGUCUUCAUGCUUCUGGUAGCAGAGAUCAUGCCUGCCACUUCCGACUCAGUUCCUCUUAUCGCCCAGUACUUUGCCAGCACCAUGAUGAUAGUGGGAAUGUCCGUGGUGGUGACAGUUAUAGUCCUGCAGUUUCACCAUCAUGACCCUCAGGGAGGCAAGAUGCCCAAGUGGGUUCGAGUGGUUCUGCUGAACUGGUGUGCUUGGUUUCUCCGUAUGAAACAACCUGGCGAUGAGCGCAAGCGGCCUGGGUACAAGUACCGUCACAGAUCCCAGCACCACUCCAGCACCAGCUCCAUAGAGAUGGGCACUGUACCAAGCCUCACUAUACCCCUCUCACAGACAUCCUGCCCGCCUUGCCCCACAGGCACCUCCAACGGGUCCAUGAGCCUGUACUUUGGCAAUUACCACCCGAUAGAGAGCCCACAUUGCCCGCCCUCUAGCGACUCCGGGGUAGCACUAGGGGGACGUGCCCAUGGCUCCCCCAGUGAUGAGGCUGAGCCACCUGGAGGAGUUGGCAGUGGCGUUGGAGGCCUGGGGAUGGGAGCUGGACCUGGGAUGGGAGUCAGCAUCCCCCCGCCAGAGAUCCAGCGCAUCUUGGAGGAGGUGUCGUACAUAGCCCAGCGGUUCCGGGACCAGGAUGAGGCUGAGGCCAUCUGCAGCGAGUGGAAAUUUGCAGCAGCGGUGGUGGACCGGCUGUGCCUGGUGGCCUUCUCUCUCUUCUCCAUCAUUUGCACCUUCACCAUCCUCAUGUCAGCACCCAACUUCAUAGAGGCUGUUUCCAAGGACUUCACAUAGCUGGUUGCAGCAGCAGGAGAGAAUGGGAAGGAAGGCGGCACAAACUAGGGUUAAAGAAGAGAUUAAGAAAGAAAGUAAACAAUGAAAGUGCAGUAUGUGGUCCCCAACCUACAGUCUGGGCACCCCAUUGGAUAAGAGUUGGGCCACGCAGUGUUUUAUUUGAAAAAUAAUCUCAAGUAACUGACAAAAGUAAAUGGAGCCUGGCCGCUGUGCCAAGCUGCUGAAUCAUGUUGUUAAUUGAAUCAGUCAGGAAAAAAAAAUAUUCAUGAUUGAUGAAUAAAUAAUUACAGAGAUUAUUAUGUUGCAUUAGAUUUUAAAAUUAAGAAUAGAAACACACAUUCAUUGUCCCGCUCUGUCUUGAUGUCAGAGAGAAAUUGUUCAUAUCUCGAAGAGAAAAAUUGUUUGGGCAUGCAGACUAAAGACAAGCGGGGAGGCUAAUGGCAAAAGGUUGGGAAUCACUGGGGCAGUAGAGGAGGGGACUGUAUAGAUUUUCUUUUUUUACAUUGAGUAAGAUAUAUAGAUAUAAUAAGGGGAAGAUAAUGCAGCAGCUCAUUUUCUAUACCCCUUAAAACAGUGUAAAUAUCAUUGUUUCAUCUGCACUAUUCAUUAAAAAAAAAAAAGGUGCUGUAUGUAACCCUGGAGAAGGGGAGUUGAUUGUUGAGUCUCAUUCACAGGUCGUCAAAUUCUGACGCUUUGGGUUUGGUAGUGGGACCGAACCACUACUCCUGCUUUUUAUUGCCCUCUACUGGUUUCCCUCUGGGUAGCAAUUUUCUUUUGUUUCUCCCAUUUAUAACAAAUUUUCACAACUUUAUCACUAGCUGUUUCUGGCACUGCACAGCAUUUAUAAGCCCAACAACUAUAAAUGUGUACGGUUUCCUAACCCUUCAGGGAUGGAGAGGGGCACCGGUUGGCGUUGCAUGAGUCAGGUGCCGAUGGACGCUUUGGUUGUGUCCGAAAUCACUCACUACUUACUAUACAGUCCACUAUAUAGUGAGUUAGCCAUUUUGUAGUGCUCUAUGAAUGUAGAGUGGGAAUUAUUAUACCCUAUAUAGUGGACUCAAAGUAUCCCACAAUGCACCAUGAAAAGUGGCACACAACCUGCUGUACAUGUUUAACUUAUAAUGACAUGUUACCAGUUUCUUUGCCAUGUAAUAAACUGUACUGCUUCACUAUAAUUGCAGCAUUCACAGACAAACACUUGUCUUUUGCUGGACACAUUUUCCCCACAAAUACAACAUGCUAAUAUUUUUAGCACAAGUCUAUGGCAUUUUACAUUGUAUAAAUUAGCCUAGUGAUGAGCGGACAUUUCCUCUGCUCAUAUGGAGCCAGGAUAAAUCAAAAAGACUCAAAAAUCAGCUGUCUUCCUCCAGAGUUAUAUACGGCGCCUUUAAUUUACUGUACAGUGACUCACACAGCACCACAGUCCACCUCACUGCCUCCUCUCCAGUUCAUUUCGAUCGUCUGAACUUUUGUUCUCCCAUAUGUACAGAUCCACACUGUCGCUCAGUCUGAGCUCAUACACCAACUGUUCACCUUCUGAACUCUUAAUAAGGACGUCCGAUGUCUUCUGAUGAUGUACCAUCCCUGUGAUGUUAGGUUAGUAACUAAAAUGAGAUGUUUCACUGUGAAUUUUAUUGUUUUUGCUUUCACUUCGAUCGACAUUGAACACAACUUGUUUGCUUUGACACAAGCGUAGAGGCAUUUCCUUUAUUCAUCAGAGUAGAAAUGCUCAUCUAGGAUCACUCUUUUAACUUUGUCUUGCCUGUUUUUAUUUUAGCCAAUAGAAUCUGUAAUGUAGUACGAAUAGUUUGGGACAGUGUUAUAAUGAAACAUGCAAUAUAUUGUAUCAAAAAGCACUGUGUCGACACGGUAUGUACUGGUGUUGACCCAGUGACACAAAAUGCACAGGUGUGUUUCUAAAGCACAGUCGAAUACUGUGAGUUGAACUGUACAGUACAUCUUUUAACCAAGUGUUCUGACACCACAUGUUCAAGUCGUUGAUUUUACUGUAAGAAGCAGGUAAAGUAAAAGUGGUUUAACUGCUGUCACAUAAAAAUACCCAUUGUCAUGGACUUUGUUGGACUUCACUGUACAUAAGUGCUCACUGAAGAUGAAGACAAUUUGUGACUGUGACACCACAGACAAUGACAAGAGGCUUGACAGCAAGAAAACUUCACCAACCCAUCUGCCACCAUUUCACUGGAGAAUAUACUGUAGAUUUAUAAAAGGCCCUAUGUGUCCGUGAGUUUCGUCUGUGUUUUGUUAGAGGGAGCUGAGUGACUGAUUCACACUACAAAGUUGUCAACGCCUUUAGUUCCACCUCCACCUUUAGCCACCUCUUUGUUGUAGCUAAAGUCAUCGGUCUCUUUAUCUCUCUCUCUGUCAUUCCAAGUGUGAGUUUUUGGCUCUCUAUGUUAAUAAAAGUCUAU